AUGUCCAAGACUGUUGUAGGUGACCCCUUAAAUCCCUGCUUCUUGCAUGCAGGUCUGGAGUUGUCUCACUGCACAGGGGCCGACCCACUGGGCCAUGCUGUGCCAUGGAGGUCCGGAGGGCCCUGCAAAAUGAAGAGGGUCCGCACAGUCUUCAAACCAGAGCAGCUGGAGCGGCUGGAGCAAGAGUUCCUCAAGCAGCAGUACAUGGUGGGCACAGAGCGAGUGGACCUGGCUGCAACACUGCGUCUCACAGAGACCCAGGUGAAAGUCUGGUUCCAGAACCGGAGGAUCAAAUGGAGGAAGCAGAGCAUGGAGCAGAAGAAAGCAAAGCUGUCACAGUUUGGGGUGAUACAGCCCGCCUCUGCUGGCCCCACAGAUGUCAAGGAGCAUGAGGAGGACACGGUGGACGUCGAGCUUUGAGCAGCUGAUGGGAUGCAGCUGCCACUGUUGUUUUUGCAGCCACGUCUGCCUGAUGGAGGUGCUGGGGAUGCAGGCACAUCUGUGCUCGCUUGAUCCAAGCUAGACUCCAAGUUCUUGCUCUGAGAGUUUUGAGCUACAGAACUAAACUGCCACUGGGUGGGAAGAAGCAUCCAAGUGUAGAGAUGCCCUAUGUGGUAACCAGUGCUGUAACUCUUUGGCUUUAUGGUUCCAUCACCACGGCAAAGCGUGAUUUCAUUUGCUAUUACAGUGCUAGGGAGCACAGUUUCCAAUAGAGAGGCUGGGGUGACAGUCAGUUCAUGUCUCUGACAGCUGUGAGCAUGGCAGCAUCUGAACAUGGGUCACUCGUGUUGGAGGUACUGUGUGCUCCUAUGAGGGAGAGCUGUGCUGGGAGGAGAUUUGGCUCUGAUUGUUUCUCCUGGUCAUCUUGAUUCCCAUGUUGGAUGCUGAGAUCACAACAACAAACAACAACAACAAAAAGUGGAAACUGGAAAGUCCUUUGCUCCCACCUGCAUCAUUCUUAGCAUUAUUGUAUUUAUUUUCAUAUAUUAUUCAUGCAGUAUGAUGAACGGGGUCUGACUCUGCCCCUGAAGCAGAAGUGCCUCUCCUCUUGUCCUGUGCCUUGCUGUCUUCCUGCCUUUCUUUUGCCUUUCAGAGCCCAAUGUGUUUUUGCCAUGGUUUGCACAGGGAACAAGAGUCUCAUGAGGCUCUCAGAGGUGCAGAGACCAGGGCUGUUAUAAACCAGCAGCUCUCCAACACCUCUGCUGUGUCAGACGGCCCCCUGCCCUCAUCCAGAUGUGCUGGUCCUGGCCCAGAUGGCAGCUGCUCACUUCUCUCCUCGUUAUACACUGCAGUGCUGUGGGAAGCAGCACCUGGAGAGCUCGGCAAGCACAUUUGCAACCACACACUGCAGCUUACUGUCAUAUUCCUGGUGGGUGGGAGGGCUCUGAGGGGUCAGGACUGAGUAUUCAAGUUUCUCUGUGUUUCAGUAAUUCCUAGGGGCUGGUGUGCUCAGCAGCAGCAGCUUUUGGCCAUGCAGACAGUGCUCAGGCUGUCACCUCAUCCCAGGGCACCAGGCGCAACAUCCCAUGAGCUCAGGAUAAUUCAUCACGUCUCUUUCCAACCACAGGAUCAUAGAAAGGCCUGGGUUGAAAAGGACCACAAUGAUCAUCCAGU
Molecule: messenger RNA, 1614 nt
Organism: Meleagris gallopavo (turkey)
Lineage: Eukaryota; Metazoa; Chordata; Aves; Galliformes; Phasianidae
Source: RefSeq, a predicted model, not a curated record